UUGUCCUACGAAGGCCGUCUCGUUUAAACGACGCUUGUUUAAAGGAGGACAUUCGGUAUACUGCAGCCUUCAAAGGACGCGUCCUACCUAGCACGCAGCUUUCGAAACGAGACACACAGCCAGCUUCAUUCACGCACAGGCAUCAUGGCGGACGUGUUGGAUCUUCAUGAAGCGGGAGGUGAAGACUUUCCUAUGGACGAGGAUGCGAGCAUUCACAAGCUAAAAGAGAAAGCCAAGAAGAGAAAGGGUCGUGGGUUUGGAUCAGAGGAGGGAGCGAGAUCUAGAGUCAGAGAGGACUAUGACACAGUAGAGCAAGAUGGAGAUGAGCCUGGACCCCAGAGAUCUGUUGAAGGAUGGAUUCUUUUUGUGACUGGUGUACAUGAGGAGGCGACUGAAGAGGACGUCCACGACAAGUUUGCAGAGUUUGGAGAAAUCAAAAACUUGCAUUUGAAUUUGGACAGAAGAACAGGUUACCUAAAGGGCUAUGCACUGGUGGAGUAUGAGACUUACAAAGAAGCUCAGGCAGCGAUGGAAGGGCUAAAUUGUCAAGACCUUAUGGGGCAACCAAUCAGUGUCGACUGGGGCUUUGUAAGAGGACCCCCUAAGAGCAAGAGGAGGGGUGGAAGAAGGCGCAGCAGGAGCCCUGACAGACGGCGACGUUGAUUCUUCCUUAUUUGCCUCUGAUGUCUGUUUUCCAGCCGGUCACAUAUUUUCAAGAGUGUGUGGGUGUGUGGGUGUGUGGGUGUGUGGGUGUGUGGGUGUGUGUGUGGAUUUCUCUAAGGAUUUUAGUGUUGCCUUGGUUGGAGGGAAGGUUUUUUUUUUUUUUUUUUUGUAGUUGACUUAAUUUUAUUGAAGAAUGACAUACUGCUGAAGCAUUCAGAUGUCUGGAUUGGUUCCAUGCUUUUAUGUGUAGUUUUUCUUUUUGUACAAAGUGGUAAUACAUGUAAUUCGCUCAUUGAAAUCUGUUUUGU
Molecule: messenger RNA, 971 nt
Organism: Xyrauchen texanus (razorback sucker)
Lineage: Eukaryota; Metazoa; Chordata; Actinopteri; Cypriniformes; Catostomidae
Product: RNA-binding protein 8A
Exons: 6
Coding region: 145-663 (172 amino acids)
Biological process (GO): RNA splicing
Cellular component (GO): exon-exon junction complex; cytoplasm; nucleus
Molecular function (GO): mRNA binding
Source: RefSeq, a predicted model, not a curated record